Molecule: messenger RNA, 895 nt
Organism: Oppiella nova
Lineage: Eukaryota; Metazoa; Arthropoda; Arachnida; Sarcoptiformes; Oppiidae
Source: the annotation of a GenBank genome assembly
AGUGCAUCACAGCAUUGGUUGCAUUCAAUGAGACACUCCUUCACUGCAUCACUACAUCCGUCCACCAACUGGUCCCCCAGUGAUGUCUUCGCCCCCAUUCACUCCAUUGACCCCUGAGUUCGAGUACGCGGAUGAGUGUCUCCAACACCUCAUGCAAAGGGAGACCCGAAGACAGCCCUUCCACUGCAGAUCACCACAACUCGAGUUCCGCAACGAUCUCAUCCAACGAAUCCAAGUGCUGUGCGUAUGUCUGAAGCUGUCAACUCGUGUGAAGUACUUAUCGGUGUAUAUAUUGGACUACUUUAUGGACAAUCAUGUCAUCAAUGAAGACGUGUUGGAACUGAUAGUGAUGUGCAGUCUGGCGAUCGCAGUGAAGGUGGAGGAGUGCGACCGGACUCUCAAAUACAGUCAUAUGUUUUCGGACGCCAAUCAGUACUCGGCUGAAGAGGUGCUGUCGAUGGAGGCAAUGAUUCUUCGGUUCUUCGACUGGCUAUUCCUGACGCCGACGGCCGCCACUUAUAUGGACUACUUCUGCGCCAAAUGUUUGCCUCAACUGUACGCCAAAAAGUCAGUCAAAUUCCUGGUCGACAAGUAUUUGGACAAAUCAUUGGAUCUGCGGUUCUAUUCGUUCAGUCCGUCGGUGAUCGCGGCCUCCACUCUGUACUACACGAGAGAUAAACUCAAUUUAGAGCCCGUUUGGGGCAAAGACAUGCAGAACAUCACCACAUACUCUACGGCUCAGCUCAAGGAUUGUGUCCAUGAAUUAAAAAAGUUUGAUUUCCUAACGAAACCUUCGAAGCGCAUCACAUGUCUUCAUAAAGAGCUCGAUGACAAUGAUUCAGGUUAUGGUGAUUUGGAAACUACCAGUUCUCAACAAUUACUAACAUUUGGUUAA